AUGGAGUAUUACCGCGAUACAUGGAAGCUCGACAACAAGCCCGAAAAGCGACUCAAAGUCGUCAUUGUCGGUGCUGGAAUCGCAGGACUCGUAGCCGGCCUGGGCCUGAAACAAUCGGGACAUGAUGUCGUUGUUCUGGAGCAAGCGCAAGAAAUCGCUGAAGUGGGAGCAGGCAUCCAGAUGGCCCCAAACAAUAUGAGAAUCCUCGGACGUCUUGGCGUCCUGCCCGAGGUCGUGAAGUACUGCAAUUUCAUGGAGAAGAACUCACUUCGUCGCUGGAAGGACAACUCCGAGCUGGGAAUUGCACCGCUCAUGCCGUCGAUUGCGGAAUUAUACGGCGCCCCUCUCGGAGUUAUUCAUCGCGGCGAUCUUCAGCGAGUGCUUCUCCAGUGUGCAAAGGCCUCAGAUGUCGAUAUCAGGACGGGCCACAAGGUUGUCAGAGUGGACGAGAACUUCGAGGCACGAGUGCAGCUGGUCAGCGGUGAAUGGAUUGAAGGCGAUGUGGUCGUGGCCGCAGACGGCAUCAAAAGCUCCGUCCGAGCGCAGAUUGCCGCGCAUCACAGCUACAAGGACCAUUCCACGUCAACAGGUGACUCCGCAUAUCGGAUCAUGAUUCCCAAGGAGAAGCUGGAGCACGACGAGUACGCACUGAAGCUUCUGAAGGAGAAUGUGGGCAUGCGAUGGAUGGGGCCAGGUGGGCACAUUAUGGCGUAUCCAGUGAAGAACAACACAGUGUACAAUAUUGUCUUGUUGCACCCGCAGAAGGAAGACCUCGACUCACACGAAGCAGCAUCCUGGACCAGGAAAGGCGACAAGCAAGAAAUGCUUGACUUCUACCGAGAUUGGUGUCCGGAGGUUCAGAAUCUGCUUUCCUACGUACCGGAUGGCGAUGUGAUGGAAUGGACAUUGAACUCACACAACCCAUUGCCAUCAUGGGUAGAGAAUCGUGUGGUAUUGAUUGGCGACGCAAGCCAUCCAAUGUUACCUUACGUCGCGCAAGGAGCUGCGCAAGCCAUCGAAGACGGCGGAGUCCUGCAGUGCGUACUUACCAAGAGCAGCGCGGACAUCCCUCUAGCGCUGGCCGUCUUCCAGUCAGUCCGCAAAGCUCGAGCAGAGGCCGUCCAAGGCUCGGCCGCAGCGACUCGCAAAGCUCUUCAUCUUCCUGAUGGACCUGAGCAGCAGGAGCGAGACCGGAAGAUCAUGGAUGCUGGCAAGGGAAGCAGCGAGAAUCCAGAUCUGUGGGCAGACAAGACUUUCCAGGAGUUCAUCUGGGGAACAGAUGUAAUGCGUGAGACUAUUGUGCGAUGGCCAGAGCACAAGGCGCGGGCUGAGGGUAGCCAUUUGCAUAACUUGGUUGCAGUGGCUCAUUUAUGA
Messenger RNA from Zymoseptoria tritici IPO323, 1374 nucleotides. RefSeq lists its product as uncharacterized. Gene Ontology annotation, molecular function: monooxygenase activity; FAD binding. Bases 1 to 1374 code for a protein of 457 amino acids. NCBI's taxonomy places the organism in Eukaryota, Fungi, Ascomycota, Dothideomycetes, Mycosphaerellales, Mycosphaerellaceae. The record is from RefSeq and is a predicted model, not a curated record. Gene Ontology annotation, biological process: secondary metabolite biosynthetic process. The transcript has 6 exons.